Messenger RNA from Erigeron canadensis, 3396 nucleotides. RefSeq lists its product as uncharacterized. Lineage: Eukaryota; Viridiplantae; Streptophyta; Magnoliopsida; Asterales; Asteraceae. The record is from RefSeq and is a predicted model, not a curated record. Gene Ontology annotation, molecular function: Hsp70 protein binding. Bases 1 to 2940 code for a protein of 979 amino acids. The transcript has 6 exons.
AUGGGUUGUAUAUGUUCAAAAGAGUUUUGGGCUAAUUACAAACCUUUGGAUCAUGAUCACGUAGGAUCUAAGCUUGUUGCUGCAAACGAUGCCAGCGAAUCGACCUCCUUUUUAGAUUUGGACAUAAGAGAAGAUCGCCAACUUUUACCUAUUUGUGAAACUGUUAGUCGAAUACAGGAUACUAAUUUAAAUGCAUCCGUAAAGUUGUCAAAUGAGCAAUGUGUCUUAUCUUAUGGCACAAAGGAGGGUGUAAUGCGAAGUGCUGCCCUUGGGGUGUCCGAGUUGAAAGGGAGACGCAUAUGGGUCACGUUUGAAGAGAAGUCUCGGUCAGAACAGGAGGAAAUAUUGCAAUAUCUUUAUAUGAACUGGCAGGAUCUCCAACAAGAUUCUUCGGUUGUUGAAGCGUUAAAGGAGACCAAGUUUGUAACGGGUGCUGACGGAGACCUACAUAAACCCAAACACUUGUUUGAUCCUGCUGAUGAACUAUUAACAUCAGUUUUCUCUGGUGAUGUUCAUAAGUUUCCCGGAGAAAGGUUCAUUUCAGAUGAAUGGCUCAACAUUUUGAGGAAAACCGGACUUCAAAACACGAUGGAUGCUAAUGUUGUGCUUGAAUGUGCCAGAAGAGUAGAGUUUCUUGGAGCCGGAAGUAUGAAGCAUGUAGUAGGGGUUGUAGAUAACGACAGUCGAGACUUUUCUGAAACUACAAACGAAGUUUCUGCGGAAAUUUGGUCCUUGGCUGAAACUCUUAUCAAUGUGGUAUUAGAAAGGUUUGCAUUUUUGUAUAGCCACAACUUCUGCAAUAUAUUUGGCAAGAUUGCAUGCAUCCCUGCAGAGUUCGGAUUCCCUUUUGAAAGCGGAAAGAAAGGGGUUAAAAGAGUGCUUUGUUCAUACAGUGAAGCCGUUUUGUUGAAAGACUGGCCCCUUGCAUGGACCAUCGCUCCCAUCCUUACCACAGAAAGCUUGGUUCCACCGGAGUACUCUUGGGGAGCUCUUCAAUUAAGUAGCCCCCCUCCUUUUACUACAGUUUUAAAACAUUUGAAGGUUGAGGUUUGGUGUUCCGACUCGGUCUUUCUUUAUAGUGAGGAAGCUUGUUAUGAGGUACUUAGUUAUCUUGACACAACUUGGGAUACACUAUCUUCCUCAGAUAUAUCGGAGUUGCGGGAUGUAUCAUUUAUUCCGGUGGGCAAUACGACACAGUUUGUGAAUUGUAGCUCUCUUUUUUACCAUUUAAAGAUAGACAUUAGACCACUUGCAUUUGAACUUCCUUUACGCUACCUGCCAUUUGUGAGGAUUCUUGAAGAACUCGGACUUUAUGAAACUCUAUCUAUUUCUUCUGCAAUGAUGCUUCUUUCAUUUCUUCAUAACUCUUGUCGUCAUCAUCGUCUUGGUCCAAAUGAACUUCGGGCAGUGAUAGAAAUUCUACAUUUUCUCUAUAAUGAAAUAACAGAACGUCAGAAUCCAGAUAGAUCUGAUUGGGAGUCAUUGUUGGUUAUUCCUGAUGAUAGUUGCAGACUUGCUCAGCCAAACUCAUGUGUAUAUAUCGAUGCCUAUGGCUCUUGGUAUGUGAAACAUAUAGAUACUUCGAAGCUGAGAUUUGUUCACCAUGAUGUUUCAGAGAGAUUGUGUUUGACCUUUGGCAUAAGAAAGCUUUGUGAUGUUGUUGUGGAGGAGCUCGAUCAUGCUGCACACUUUCAGACCCUUGAUGGUAUUUGGUCGAUUGCAUUGACUGCCAUCAGACUAAAGUUGUUAAAUAGGUCAUUUCAGGUUGCUAUAUUUAGUGUUCUCAACAGUGUCUUCAGCAGUACCAGCGACUCUGACACUCCCGAUUUUCAGUCAGUACAAAGAUCACUUGAAUAUGUUGCCCAAAGAUUGCAAUUCGUACAGUGCGUCUACACUCGGUUUUGGCUCCUUCCAAAGUCGCUAGAUAUCACAUGUCUUUCCAAGGAAGUAAUGAUCCCAGAGUGGGGAAAUAGAUCCAGUCAUUGUGCCCUAUACUAUGUAGACCGUUCAAGGACUUGUAUGCUUAUUUCUGAACCACCUAGUUACGUCCCAGUUCUUGAUCUUGUUGCACUUGUUGUGAGCCAGGUUUUGGGUUCUCCAGUCCCACUUCCCAUUGGUUCACUAUUCCUCUGUCCACAAGAUUCUGAAACUGCACUUAUUGAUAUUCUCAGACUUUCCUACGAUGAAAGAGUGAUGGGUGGUGUGGGUCCUGGUACUAGUUUUAUUGGCAGGGACGUAAUUCCUCAAGAUGCCAUGCAAGUGCACCUUACACUUCUAAGACCAUACCACAAAGGAGAGAUAGUGGCAUGGCAAGGACAAAAUGAAGAGAAGUUGAAGUAUGGGAGAAUCCCUGAGGAUGUAAGAGCAUCAGCAGGGGAAGCACUCUAUAGAUUUAAUCUUGAAACUUCUCCUGGGAAGUCUGAAACUAUAAUUUCUUCACGCGUUUUCUGGUUUGGAAAUUUCUCAAUUGGUCGCAGGUCUUCCACACAGUUGAUGCCCCAAGAUGAUACCUGUUUUGAGCAACCUGAUGGGUCUGGUAGAGUGAAGUUAAGUAAUCAGAGACAAGCAAUUAUAGAACUUGAGCAUACUAGUGUAUUAAAUGAAGAGUUUGCUCAAGCAGUUGAAGAGAUGUUGUGUGGUGCUGGAAUCAGUCUGGAUACGGAGAUGCAGAGCCUCAUCCAAACAACACUGUCCCUGCACGAACAAUUAAAGGAAUCUCAGGCAGCAAUUCUGCUUGAGCAGGAAAAGUCGGAUAUGGCAACAAAGGAAGCUGAGAUGGCUAAACUAGCAUUGCUCUGCCGAAUAUGUUUGACCAAUGUAACAGAUAUUACUAUAGUUCCCUGUGGGCAUGUUCUAUGUCUUGGAUGCUCAUCUGCUGUUUCCCAUUGUCCAUUUUGUCGGGUCCAACUUUUGUCAACAAUCAAAAUUUACUGGUCUUGAUGAAUGGAAGUGGUAAAGAUACUAAAGAAGCUUCUUACGGAUGUAGUGCAUCAUUGACCAUUUGACCAAGCAAAUGAAGUUAGCCUUCACGUUAUUUGGGUUAUUGGUUAUGGAUAUUCACAAAUCAUGCGGAAGAGUGAAAAAUUCGAAUGACGCUUAGAUCCUUUUGCAUUGGUGAAUUUAUGCAACGGAUGUCCGUUUUAACCCAUGGAAGGUUGUUCCUUUAUUGUUUCGUCGGGAUCUUAUUUUUUAUAUUAGUAGGUGUCAUUAGUUUAUGUGUUCUAUCACUUGUGGUCAUGGAAGAGUUCUAUUCUUAUUUUUCUAGUUCUUGCGUAGCAAUUCUUUUUCUUACUUUAAUAUAAUUAUAAUGCCGUUCAAUUGGCAGACCAACCCACGAGGUCUGAGUCCACCACCACACAAUCCUGAACCGGGUAAAGCUCUCCCAAAGGAAGAGUG